AUGUCCUCCCCCUCCGCAUCGUCCGACUCGUUAUCCUCGAUCGGAGCUUCGACCGAACCUUUGCCCGCUUCCGAGGGUCCGGGACCGCUCGAUGAGUCCCCCUCCCCUUUCCCUUCAGCUUCGCAGCGCUUGCGAGAUGAGGAUGACGACGACGACGACGAGGCGGAAGAUGAGGAUGGGCCUCGGGACCCGGACGAGUAUGACGACUACGGUGUAGACGAAGAAGAAGAUCCGGGUGACGUGGAUGAAGCGGAAGAAGAGGAACAGGAUGCAGCACCUGCGAAUGCGCGCCUUCGACUGGACUCGAGCGAACGACCGAAUCGGAUACCGACCGUUCAUGCUCGACGGCGGAAGAGUGGGGCCGCGCCGGGGAGUGAUAGUUCGUUAACGGAGCAGAGCUCUUCUGAAGGCGAAGGGGACGGGGAACGGGAAGGAAAUUCUGAGGAGGAGGACGAGAGGGAGGAAGGGGAGAUGGACGAGGAUGCGGAGGUCACGCCUCGUGCUCCGAGGGUGAAUCAGCCUUCGCAGGACACUGAGGGGCACGAUGACGACGAGGACGACGAGGACCGGGACGAUGAAGAUGAGGCGGAUGUUGAGGAGGUUGAUGCGGAGCAGCAUUUGCUACGGAACGUGUCGUCGAGCAUGACGAGGGACGCGAAUGCGAGCACUUCGAGUGCGGGGAGCGUCUUGAGUGAUCUUAAUGAGCAGGCCCAGGAUGAGCGCGCCGAGCAAGACGAUGAGGACGAUGAGGCCGAUGUCGUGAUGGAGCCCAAGUACAAGACAGGUGGUGGUAGAGGACGUGGCGGGCGAGGCGGACGAAGAGGGGCAACCAAACGAGGACGAGGAUCAGGGAGGGGAGGGCGUGGUGGAUCCUCCAAGGUCGUCCGGCAGGACGAUGGCCUCGCAUACGAGUCGUCGUCUAAUGGAGCGAUGGACGUCGAUGUGGUAGAUGCUUCAACGGCUCAUCUCGACUCUGAAGCACUUUUAACACCCGUACCCGGAGAAGAGGGGGAUUCCGCUUCGCAAGGUAUCGAACCGGCACGCAAGUCGACCUCCAUAAGCGGACGGGGUGGACGAGGAAAGCGCGGUCGAGGGGGUCGAGGAGGACGAGGAGGAGCCGCUGCUGCUGCCGCUCGUGCAAGGAAACGGUCAUCGACGGAAGAGGAAGAUCCUAGUCAGGAUGCUUUGACACCUCUUGAUGCGACUUCCCCUAAUUUCACGCCUUCGUCUUCGAACAACAACCCCAAUAAAAGGCGGCGCGAGUCCGAGGAACCGGAACAGGGGGAAGUAUCUUUGGGUGCGUUGAUAACCGAUGAUGCGCAAGCCGCGGAAGUGCUGGAAGGGUUGCUUUCCGGCGAUGCUUUGCCGCCUUUACCCGGAGCUGACGUCGAAGAGGAAGAGGAAGGGGUGGAAGUCGACCAGGAACGCAAUGGGUCGGAGGAGGUCGAAGGUGCCGAAGAUGCCGAGGAUGCCGAGGAUGCGAAUGAAGGUGUUUUCUCGGGCGCUGGGGAAGGAGGAGAACUGCAUGAGGAAGAGGAGGCCGAUACACACGGUCCGACGAACGACGAGGCGGCGAUGGAUGUUGAUGGGGCAGAGGAAGCAGAGGACGAGGAACCCGAACCGGAAGUCGAGGCUGACGAGGAAGUGCUCGAGUCCCCCAAGCCUAGAGGGGUGGCAGGCCGCAAGGCAAUCUCGGUCAAGCGGAGUAAGAGGCGAACGAACGGCAAGAGCAAGCACGACGAGGACGACGAGGACGACGAGGAUCGUGGCAGUGAGGCCGAGAGUGCGGCGGUGAGCGAACACGAGGACGAACAGGUGUCCGACGAUGCCUUCAUGCGCAAGCGGGCUGAGGCGAUGGAGGCCUUGACCAAGAUCGAAAUUGCCUUCGCUCGAUUAAGGGAUCGUCUCUACGUCGAACGCAUGGCCGAAGUCGAGCGCGAUCGCCUUGCUGUCGAUACAGGCGCUCACCCCGAAUUGAUCCACCUCACCAACUUGAUCGAGUUACGUCGCGCGAGGAAACUCGAAUUGGCGCGCAACCAGUUCAAUAGCGUUUACCUUGGGUAUGAGAAGCAGCGCGAAAUGGCGGAGCAUAAGACGUGGGUUUGGUGGGCUGAUGCCCGAGCUGAGUUGAGGUCGACGAUGCUUGAUGAGGCCAAUUCGAAGCGAAGGAGGUUGGAACGGGAGAAACGGAAUCUUGAUCGGCCUCAGGAUAGUGAGUUGUUCAUGGGUUGGAUGAAAAUCAUUGGUGAACACCUGUGCUGACUUGGUUUCUUCGCUCAGACACUCUCUUAAGUGCGCUAGCUCCCAAGCUCACACCAGUGGUUCCGCUCCACCAUCGAAGACGGUUAGGGCUCGAUGGCGAGACGCUGUCCGAGAACGAUAUCGCCUGGGCUUUGCGACAUCGAGACGUCCAAGCCGAUCCCUCGGUCAGCGGGCUCGAAGAGGAUGCCGCGCUGAGCGACCUCGAGCGGAUGGGACUGCGGCAACCGAGCGUGCAUUCGACCGCCUACGCGUACGAUCCGAUAUACGGUGCACCGCCCGGUGUCGCUGCCUACGCUGAUCCCAACACCGGUGCACCCAUGAUGUCGCCAUACGGCUACGCGGCCUUGGCUUACGAAACAGCGCUAGGGGUCCCGUCGGCGCAAAUUUACGGCGCGGCCAUGGUCGCUCCACCACCACAACCGGCGAUGACGUUGAACUAUAGCCCUUCGAUUGCUGCGCCUUUGCCCCCUCUGCCUACGCCUCGUCGUGAGGCGAGCUUGCCCCGACCACCUUCGAAUCCGCUGUCGAACCCCUUUCCUCACGAGCCAAAUUACCAAGGUGUUGGUCGAACAUCGUCCUACCCAGGCUUUGGGGCUUCCAAUGCCGAAGGAGAUCGCACGCCUUGGUCAUCGAAGACGCCGGCAUCGCAGUUCAAGCUCGAGGAGAAUCGUCGACGAGCGCCGAGCGUACCUGGUACGGGCGGACUCGGCGAGCUCUCCGCUUCUGUUGAGAUUCAGCGAUUGCGCCAAUCUUACGACGACGCAUCGCACUCCAACUCUGUCCCCACGUCAUCCGGAGGCAGCGGAGCGAAUGGGUAUUCAUUGGAUGACCACAUGAAGUACGUACGAUCACCAAAAACAUCCACUUCGUCAUCGACGUUCUCCACGUCAGCGAACAAACUCGCCAAUCAGCACCACAAUAACGGCAUGUCAUCCGACGUCUCCGCAUCAAGUUCAACGCAUUCGACACCGAACCCGAACAGCCAGAAACGCGCUACACCCUUCAUGUCGAUCCCCGCGAUCCCACCGUACAACCCUCACCGACAUGCCGCCGCCGUCGCUGCAGCAGCGGCGACGAACAGUCCCACGAGCUCCAGCCUGUCGACCUUCGCAUCGACCAUAGAGUCUGGCGUCGUCCCACGCACCCAACAAUCCUCUUCCUCGCCUUCUUCGGUGGGCAAGGUCAAUUCUACGGCCGCUGUCGAUCCCGCGCCUCCCAUCUUGCCCCCUUUACUCUCCUCUUUGUCUGGCUGA
Molecule: messenger RNA, 3515 nt
Organism: Microbotryum saponariae
Lineage: Eukaryota; Fungi; Basidiomycota; Microbotryomycetes; Microbotryales; Microbotryaceae
Source: the annotation of a GenBank genome assembly